CAUCCUCCAGUGAAGCAUGAUGCAAGCAACACAAAUUAAUGGCCUUGACUUCACAAAACAACUUGAUAGACAUUUAUUUUACUAGCUAGUAGCAGAAGACCAUGAAGAUCUCUACCGUCUUUGCUUGCCUUCUUGCCAUUUCUGGCCAUGCUCAUGCCGCUGGAAUCCGCAGCCUUCAGGACUGCCCUCCUGUUGGAACUGGUGUCGCUUGCACUGCUGAUAUUAACCCCGUGGAAUGUGGAGACUUGAAAUGCAAGUAUGACAAUGACUGCCUUGCCAAUUCGGCUGGAUUCGCGGCAACGCAGUGUAAUCCAGUUUCACAGUGCCCUCCUGUUGGAACUGGUGUUGCUUGUACUGCUGAUAUUAACCCCGUGGAAUGUGGCGAUAUGAAAUGCAGGUAUGAUAAUGACUGUCUUGCUAAUUCGGCUGGAUUCGCCGCGACCCAGUGCAAUGCACCACCCGUGCCAUGCAAUCCUACAACUACAAACGAUUGCUCCACACCUCCGACAACACCGCCACCUCCUCCAUGCAACCCCACUACCACAGGCGACUGUGCAACUGCCGCCGAUACGGGAACUCCCGCUCCUCUUGAAAACAGCGCUGCCGAGAAUGCAGCAAUGUUCGGAGGCUGGACCGCUGGAGCGUUGAUGAUGAUGUACAUGAUGUAAGAAAGUAGACAUGCAGGAAGCCAACUUGGAGAACUUGAUUGGUAAUAUCAUAAAAGUAUAUAGAGAGAACAUUUUUUCUCUGUAGGGUGUGUGGCAGUGUUUAUGACGUGCUUACUGGUAGUGCUGUGACCUUCCAUACUAGUAAUAGAACCAAAGGGUUUUCAACCGUACGCGCAGUUGUUGCUUCAUUUAGCACUGCUGACUCUGUUUUGGCUAAGCUUCUGAAGAGCAACUUUGGGAACUGCAGUGGAGUGUUAUUGGAGCAUAUUUUGACGUUGUUGCCGUUGUUUGAGUGCAAGUCUCAACAUCUGUGUGUUGUUCAUCUGAGUACACAAUGCACAAGGAGUUAGUUCAUCAAUAGCCAUGGUGAAAUUAGAUGUUGGGUGGAGUUGCGCUUACUAGACUAAUGCUUCAGUGAGCAAUCCAAUGAAGCUAUCACAAUGCAACAUUGACAUUCUAUAAAUACCGGGCAACACUCCAACAACGCUAAUAACGCUCAGGCUCAGCGUUGCAUCAACCACACAGCCAACAACGCCAAAGCAAAAUGGCGUUGGCGGUGGUUCUGCACACAUUCAAUCAACCACGGCACCAUGGCUAGCUUCCUCUGACAGCUCGCUCACGGUGCGGCAGAUUACUAGUACACUGUACAGUUGUACUCGUACCACCAUACUACGCUGUACUACUCUA
Messenger RNA from Seminavis robusta, 1355 nucleotides. NCBI's taxonomy places the organism in Eukaryota, Bacillariophyta, Bacillariophyceae, Naviculales, Naviculaceae. The record is from the annotation of a GenBank genome assembly.